This is a messenger RNA of Lytechinus pictus (painted urchin), 1011 nucleotides long. RefSeq names its product basic salivary proline-rich protein 2-like. Bases 1 to 1011 code for a protein of 336 amino acids. The transcript is spliced from 5 exons. NCBI's taxonomy places the organism in Eukaryota, Metazoa, Echinodermata, Echinoidea, Temnopleuroida, Toxopneustidae. The record is from RefSeq and is a predicted model, not a curated record.
AUGUACAUGUCAAUGCAAGAAGCACAUCUAAACUUAAAGAGGUCACAGCAGUAUGGAGCAGCCUCAGUACCCAGUGCAGCCAACCCUAGUUGGGAGAUAGCCCGUAAGGCACUGGAAAAGCUUGGGGACAGUUCAGGGGAGGCUGGGUCUUCUGGCGAGGGCAGCGGGAAGGAAAGCAAAGGCUCACCAGAGAAGAAGGCAGUGGAUGUGGAGAACAGGAGUGGGAAGCAAUCAGAUUCUAAACCCCAGGAAGGACCAGAUUUCAUGAGUCAACAUCAGAUGAAUAUGUAUGGUAAUUAUUACGGUCCGCCGUAUGGAGGAAGAGGUGGAGGAGGAGGAAUGUACCCCUACUCUGGAUACGGCCAAGGUUAUGGCAUGCCACCACCCCAUAUGAGAGGAGGCCCAUACCAAGGCAUGCAUGGCUACCCUCCACCACCAGGGGGUAUGUAUCCACCGUACGGGCCCCGUCCACCAUUUGGUGAACACAGAGGACCAGGCUUCCCCCCUCAGCGCCCCAGAGGACCCAUGUCCCAGGGCCCAGCACCGCCACCACCUCCUCCUCCCAACCCACCCCAUUCACUGCUGGGCAAACCUGACCCUUCACCCCCACCCCCACUGCCAUCCCCCUCAUCCAAGGCCUCCUCAUCCACCAACCCAUCACACCAGUCUAAAUCACAACAGGUAAGUGGAGAGAGUGAUGGAGGUGGAGGAGGAGGAGGAAGAGGGGGAGAGAAGCAAGGCUUUCCAGAGACCAUGAAGUUCAGGCAGGAAGCUCAGCAGCUGCACACGGGCUCGCGAUGGAACAAAAAUCUCAACCAGCCUUCAGACACCCAGGGCAUACGCUUUAAUCUACCCAGCAAGCGCUCUGGUAUGCACCCCUCCCCGAUGGGCGAUACCCCCGGGAAUAGGGGACAAGAACAGCAGAACAACCAGUUUAACAAUAACAAAAAGAAAGGGGGAAAACAGGACAAUACAGGUGGCCAACAAACAAAGAAACCCGGUGCUGCGUAA